GGAGUAGAUGUACGUCAUGUGACGCCGUUCUCCGUUCGCGCGCCUUCCGCUUUCGGAGCGACGCGGCGCGUACCCCAGGCUUCCACCACAUGCCCUGUGCUUCACCAUUUCAUCUGCUUCCAAUGCACAUUUUCUCGACCUUUCGGAGAGACACGCCUACCUGUGCUGUUGAGUUGCAGUGAAUGCCCUCUGCAGUCAUCGAGUGAGGAGGCGAAGAGCAAAUGACUUGACGCCGUCAGGAUGCCUGGUGUGCAAAGCUAUGUCAAUCGGAGGGCUUCAGAGCAGCCUGAGCCCGAGGAGACCGCCGCGAAUGGCGCUGCCAAACCACCUCACCCCGAUCUCGGGGAUCUCAAAAUGAACACGAAAACCCACCCCGCGGCCAACAAAAGUGAAACUCGAAGCAAAUACCGCCAACCUUCUCAACUGGGCCAGCACGCUGCACUCUAUGGCGCGGACGUAAGCAGCAUCGGCGACACCUCUACGAAUCCCAGUCCAGAUGCUAUCAAGCGUGAGGCGUACGACAAAGUGAAUGGCCAAGUGUCAAAUAAUCACGGUGAGAUGCAUGCCGAUUACAGCGAGGGCGAAUUCACCGACGGACGGCAGCUUGACGAGGAGCCUGAUGAGGACGAAUACGGUACUCUAGCCCAUUUCCAAGCUGAUAUGGACGAGGCCGUCGCUCAACGCCGGCAAGACGGAUUACCGAUCAUAGAAGGUGACUCGUAUCCUCCCACCACAUCUGGACCACCUUCACCGACCGCAUUGGAUCAGUUGAACACGCUACCCGAGCCUCGUGGAUCGAUGUAUCAGCCCACCCGUCAGUUCAAAGCCCAAACCGCCAGCUCCUUGAAAAAUGGACAGGUUCAUCGUCCCGAGGCAGGCCCAGAAGCCGUGACGCCGUUCAAAUUUGGAGCCAACCCAUCUCUACCGAUCCAUACAGGGUCGAAGAAGCAGACGACUGCACCGACGUUUAACCAACACUCCAAGACUACUCCAUCGACGAACGCCGCACAUCGAGACUCUGCCCCGUCGAUGAGUUGCCUUGGAGUCCCCAUGAACGGACAUAUGGCACAAUCUGAUGGCCAAGGUGCAGCAACAACCCAACAGCGCCACAGGGUAGCCGCUCCACAACAUACUACUAAGCAGGCGAAUCACGUCAAUGUUCAACAACCGCAAGCGAUCCCCACUCCUGCCCAGCAGUCGUCCGGGAACAACGCCGACGAAGAAGACGAAGACGAGCUCGACUACGAUGGCGACACGCUACUCACGAUGGACUACGCCGAGCUCAAAGCGCAAUCCUUCGACACCGACCCCAACAACCCCCGCCCCAGUCGCAAGCAAGGGCAAACGCUGGCAAGUCGACUACAAGCAGUAUCUGAAGCUCCACAACAGAAACAGUAUGAUUUCUUCCUCGCACUGCCUCUUGACGAGUGGGAGGAGGCUGGGGACUGGCUUCUGGAACGCUUCGGCGAAGUACUCCACAAAUUCAAGGCGGUUCGGCAGGAGAAGCGCGAGGCUGCGAGGGGAUUUGAAGGGGAGAUUGCGAAGAGGUACGAUGCCGUGGGCAAGAAGCGCAAGCAGACGGAGGCACAAUUGAACGAGAUGCGAGAGAAUGGAAGGGAGCUGUUGCAGGGAACGCCAAAGAGGCCGAAGACGAAGUAGAGCGGUGCAGGAGGUGAGGUGUACGGUUGUCGUGUUGCUGCGUUCUAGCUGGGCGUUACGGUGCUCGAUACCCCCUUUGCUCGGUGGGAAAUGGCUGAAUGUAUGAAAAUUUGCUCGGUGGAGAAUGAAUGGAUGAGACACUUGCUCAGAGGCGAGUACGAAUAAUACCUUACCUGCUCCCAGCCUUAGGCA
This is a messenger RNA of Neohortaea acidophila, 1851 nucleotides long. Its product is annotated as extracellular mutant protein 11-domain-containing protein. The record is from RefSeq and is a predicted model, not a curated record. Gene Ontology annotation, cellular component: RNA polymerase I core factor complex. Bases 241 to 1659 code for a protein of 472 amino acids. Gene Ontology annotation, biological process: nucleolar large rRNA transcription by RNA polymerase I. NCBI's taxonomy places the organism in Eukaryota, Fungi, Ascomycota, Dothideomycetes, Mycosphaerellales, Teratosphaeriaceae. The transcript has a single exon. Gene Ontology annotation, molecular function: TBP-class protein binding; RNA polymerase I core promoter sequence-specific DNA binding.